Molecule: messenger RNA, 795 nt
Organism: Volvox carteri f. nagariensis
Lineage: Eukaryota; Viridiplantae; Chlorophyta; Chlorophyceae; Chlamydomonadales; Volvocaceae
Exons: 6
Coding region: 1-795 (264 amino acids)
Biological process (GO): heme oxidation
Molecular function (GO): heme oxygenase (decyclizing) activity
Source: RefSeq, a predicted model, not a curated record
AUGAUGUUAACUUCACGCAUCCAAAGUAUAAAGUCGCGGGGAUGCGCUGCCCCGAACGCCAAGGCACCCCGACGUUCAGUCCGCGUCGUGUGUCACGGCCACGGUCACGGCCAUGGACAUGGUCCAGCUCCCACAGCGGUACUUACUGAAAAGGACAAGGGAUUCAUCGCUGAGAUGCGCAAGGUCGCAAUGAAGUUGCACACAAAGGAGCAGGCACCAAAGGAGGGCGGCAAGGAGGUGCCGAAGCAGCAGGGUCCGUGGACGCCCACUCUUCCGGGCUACCUGCGCUUUCUUACGGAAUCUAAGGCCGUGUACGACACCUUUGAGCGCCUCGUACUGCAAAGCGAUGAAUACGCGGCGCUGCGAGACACAGGUCUGGAACGUUCCCAAGGUCUCUCUGAAGACAUCGCCUGGUAUGAGAAGACGCACGGCCUUAAGGCGCCGCAGCUGGAGCAGGAUGGGCCAGGUCUGACCUACUGUCGCUUGUUGGAGAAGUUGGCGGCGGAGGACCCCCCCGCCUUCAUUUGCCACUACUACAACUUCUAUUUUGCGCAUACCGCGGGUGGCCGAAUGAUCGGGAACAAGGUCGCAGCUGUACUGCUGGACGGCCAUAAUCUGGAGUUUUACCGUUGGUCAGCUGGCGAUGUGAACGAGCUCUUGGAGCGAGUCCGCAAGACCAUCAACGUAAUGGCAGAGGGCUGGAGCCAUGAGGCGAGGGCGCACUGCCUGGACGAGACGGAGGCGAGCUUCAAGUAUUCGGGAGUGCUGUUGCGCUGCAUCACCGCGACCGAGUGA